Photinus pyralis (common eastern firefly) is the source of this 574-nucleotide messenger RNA. RefSeq names its product c-Myc-binding protein homolog. The transcript has 3 exons. Gene Ontology annotation, cellular component: nucleus. Gene Ontology annotation, biological process: regulation of DNA-templated transcription. NCBI's taxonomy places the organism in Eukaryota, Metazoa, Arthropoda, Insecta, Coleoptera, Lampyridae. The record is from RefSeq and is a predicted model, not a curated record. Bases 183 to 500 code for a protein of 105 amino acids. Gene Ontology annotation, molecular function: transcription coactivator activity.
UUUAAAUUUUUAUGUUGGCAACACCUUUUGAAAUUUUUUUGGAAUCAAAAAUUCAAGUCGUCGUGCAGCAAAAAUUGUUCCAUUUUCGACUGCCAUAUAAUAAAUGUACUAAGCUAAACGAUACAAAAAUUCUGUAACUUCGCAUUUAUAGUAUCAAAUUAAAUAUAACCUAAACGUUGAAUAUGACAGCCAACCCUAACUAUAAGCCGUCCGAAAGCAAGAGGGAGGAGUUCAGAAAGUAUUUAGAAAAGACUGGCGUCAUGGACGCUUUAACAAAAGUAUUAGUUUCGUUGUACGAAGAACCAGAUAAACCCGAUAAUGCAGUAGAAUAUAUAUGUAACAAAUUGUCAAAUCAGAUAUGUGGAGAAACAUUGACCGAUAUACGAGCAAACUUACAAGAAGCUUUAACUAAAAUUUCAGACUUAGAAAAGGAGAAUGCGGCAAUGAAGGUAGAACCGGAAGGGCCUUCCGAAGAAGCCGACGAUGUACCUGCAGAUUAAAUCUGAUAUUAUUAUGUUAAAAUUUCAUAAAAAGUGUACUUUCCCUUGUAACUUAAUAAAAUGUUAACAAUUUA